Messenger RNA from Musa acuminata subsp. malaccensis (wild Malaysian banana), 1734 nucleotides. Its product is annotated as aluminum-activated malate transporter 9. The record is from RefSeq and is a predicted model, not a curated record. Lineage: Eukaryota; Viridiplantae; Streptophyta; Magnoliopsida; Zingiberales; Musaceae. Gene Ontology annotation, biological process: malate transport. Gene Ontology annotation, cellular component: plant-type vacuole membrane.
UUUUCUGCCAGCGAAUUGCGUCAUCUCCUCUUUAGUAGAAUGCUCAUGUUCUUGAACCGAGUACCUUGUCGUCUUCCUGUCGUCAAUCUUGACACGCUUAGGAGAAUGAAUGGAAGCAGAAGCAGCAACAAGGUCGACGUGAGCUUGUCGCCCAACGCCGUACUGCCUGAGUUCGUGAAGAAGUCGAGCAAGGAGAGCUCGCUGCUCACCAAAUGCAUUCGAGAUGUGUUGGAGUUCGCGGAGGAGGACACCGACAGGGUGACCUUCGCGCUGAAGGUUGGUCUCGCCAUGCUUCUCGUCUCCCUGCUCGGACUAAUCCAGCGGCCCUUCGAGGUCUUUGGCACCAACAUCCUCUGGUCCAUCCUUACCGUCGGCAUCAUGUUCGAAUACACUGUAGGUGCAACCUUGUACCGGGGAUUCAACCGAGCCGUCGGAAGCUUGUUCGCCGGCAUCUUCGCAAUCUUGGUGAUCGGGAUAUCCAUGAGCAGCGGCCGUUUUGCCGAGCCAUUUGUUGUUGGCUUCAGCAUCUUCCUCGUAGGAGCUGCGACUUCCUUCGUGAAGCUGUGGCCUUCAUGUGUCCCCUACGAGUAUGGCUUUAGAGUCAUCCUCUUCACCUACUGCCUCAUUGUAGUCUCCAUCUAUCGCAUGAGCAACCCGAUGAGGACCGCCAUGGAGCGCCUGUACUCGAUCGCGAUCGGAGCGGCGGUCACCGUCGGCGUCAAUCUACUCGUCUUCCCCAUAUGGGCCGGCGAGCAGCUGCACGAGGAGCUUGUUAACAGCUUCUAUUGUGUCGCCGAGUCGCUCGAAGAAUGUGCGAGGAAGUACUUGAGCGGCGAUGGCUUAGAGCACACGGAGUUCUGCAAGAGGGUGGUCAUCGAUGAAUUCCCUGACGACCCUGCGUGCCAGAGAUGCAGAGCGAUACUGAACUCAUCCGCGAGGAUCGAGUCUUUGGCGAAUUCGGCGAAGUGGGAGCCGCCGCACGGCAGGUUCAGGCACUACUACGGUGCUUGGUCGGAGUACGUCAAGGUCGGAGCCGUGCUCCGGCACUGUGCCUACGAAGUGAUGGCGCUCUACGGCUGUUUGCGUUCGGAGAUACAGGCACCGAUCGAGCUUCGAGUCACAUUCCAAACAGAGAUCCUUGAGGCAACAGUCGAAGCAGCAGAGCUGCUCCGCGGCUUGGCGAAUGAUCUCGGCAACAUGAAGCAUACCGUUCGAGUGAGCCAACUCAUGCGUGUUCGUGUCUCCACCGAUCGUCUUCAGCGAUCCGUGGACCUGCACUCUUACCUCCUCAACUCACAUGGUUUCCCUCGCAAGCCGACCGGUAAAGAUUGUUCUCAUGGAUCUGGAUCUGAUCCAUCCAGCAAACUACACCGCGAGGCUGAACGCAGUCCAGCGACUGCACAACCGCAGACCCGGACUUAUCAUGAGACCAUGAAAAAGCAGCAGAGGAGGCUGUACUCGUGGCCGUCGAGGGAGGUGGAUGAGCUGGAAGAAGAAGACGGAGGAGGUGACAGCGCCGAGCUGAUCACCAGGAUGCGUGCGUUGGAGAGCACUGCAGCUCUCUCGCUUGCCACCUUCGCCUUGCUGCUCAUCGAGUUCGUCGCUCGCCUCGAUCACCUGGUCGAUGCAGUCGAGCAACUCGCUGCAACUGCAAAGUUCAAGCAACAGGCGGGCUUAGAACGUACAAAAUAACAUUAAAAGAAAAAAGGAAAAGGCUAUGAUCAGUAAGCAAAA